AUGCUGUUGUCUAGGCAAAUGAAAUCUCUGACAAUACGGUAUCUCAAAUCGACAAGUGGUCGCUCAGGGCCAUUUAUGUCUUAUUUUGAUUCCCCAAAAUUUUUUUCCAUAUCCUCCAGAGCAAUUCAUACAUCACAGAAUCUUAAAAAUAAUGCCAGCACUAACCCUCAGAUGACUUUUCCUUGUCUUGAUAAAUUGGAAAAAAAGACAGAAGCAUUGUCAGGGUGUACUAAUGAUUCUACUGCAUCAACCAUGGAAUCAGGUCCAGAGCCAUCAUAUUCAAAGGUGCAAACUGGAUUUAAGCUAUAUAAGAGUGGGAAGCCAAUAUUUGUCGACAACGGGGGUUAUCUUCCAAAUUAUGAAAUAGCUUACGAAACUUGGGGUGAGUUGAACAGUGCAAGGGAUAAUAUAAUUUUGAUCCAUACUGGCUUAUCUGCGUCUUCUCAUGCGAAGUCUCAACCAUUGAACAACAAACCAGGCUGGUGGGAAAACUUCAUUGGUCCUGGAAAAUACUUGGAUACAAACAAAUACCUUGUGGUUUGUACUAAUGUUUUAGGUGGCUGCUAUGGCUCAACUGGUCCUUCUUCUAAGGAUCCAGCUAAUAAUGCUUACUAUGGCACCAGAUUUCCAAUUCUAUCAGUGAAUGAUAUGGUAAGAGCACAAAGGGAAUUAAUCAGAGACGUUUUCAAGGUAAACAAGAUAUAUGCAGCAGUAGGUGCCUCCAUGGGUGGAAUGCAAUCUCUCGCGUAUGCGUGGGAAUUUCCGGAUGAAGUUGAGAAGAUAGUAUCGAUAAGUGGUUGCGCGAGAUCGCAUCCCUAUUCAAUAGCGUUGCGUCAUACUCAAAGACAAGUUCUUAUGAGUGAUCCAAAUUGGAAAAGAGGAUUUUACUAUGGAAAGGUCCCCCCUCACAUAGGAAUGAAGUUGGCGAGGGAAAUAGCAACAGUCACGUACCGGUCUGGACCAGAAUGGGAAUAUCGCUUCGGAAGAAAUAGAGCAGAUGAUUCUAAGCCCCCAGCGUUUUGUCCUGACUUUUUGGUAGAGACCUACUUGGAUCAUCAAGGCGAAAAAUUUUGUUUAGAAUAUGAUCCGAAUUCCUUUUUGUAUAUUCUGAAAGCCAUGGAUCUUUUUGAUUUAAGCCAAUCGAACCGAGAAAAGGCGCAAAGAGUUAGACUUGCGACAGAACAAAAAUUCAAUGGAGAACUUACCAUGGAAAGCGAAGGCUCACUUCCAAAAGAACCAUAUAAAGAAAAAGUGCAGUCCGCCACAACAACACCAGAAGAAUCAUUAGAAGAUCUACAAAAAGGGUUAAGCAAGAUCGCUCACAAAGAUGUUUUGGUGAUAGGUGUCGAAUCGGAUAUUUUGUUUCCAGUUUGGCAGCAAAGGGAAAUUGCAGAUGUUUUGAAGAAAAAUAAAAAAGGCGGUAACAUAACGUAUUUCGAAUUAGGCACAGAUGUAAGCAAUUAUGGACACGACACAUUCUUAUUACGUUUGGACAAUAUCGGUGAGCCAGUGAAGGAUUUCCUUUCUAAUUCAAAUUAG
Priceomyces carsonii is the source of this 1539-nucleotide messenger RNA. RefSeq lists its product as uncharacterized. Gene Ontology annotation, cellular component: mitochondrion. Gene Ontology annotation, biological process: L-homoserine metabolic process. The record is from RefSeq and is a predicted model, not a curated record. NCBI's taxonomy places the organism in Eukaryota, Fungi, Ascomycota, Pichiomycetes, Serinales, Debaryomycetaceae. Gene Ontology annotation, molecular function: homoserine O-acetyltransferase activity; L-serine O-acetyltransferase activity. The coding region runs from base 1 to 1539 and encodes 512 amino acids. The transcript has a single exon.